AUGGCGGCAGCGGCUGCAAAAAGUGGAAGUUCGGGGAUAUUUUGGAUUAAUGGCGUAUCAGAUGAAGAACAGCCUUUGGUGUUUGUUCCUGAACUGGAGGGACAGGUGAAGACUCAGACCCCUUUCAGUUUUGGACCAGGCAGCACCAGUACAUCCAGUAAAAGAGGUACCAAGGUGCGAGCCAGGCGUAGCUCUGACUGCAAGAAUGAGACCACACUAAAGAAAGGAGGCAAGAAACUGAGCAACUUACACAGUGAGCACUCUGGGGUUUAUAUCAAGGAAAAAGUGACAGUCCAUCACGGUGCUACUGCAGCUUCAGAGGACAUCCUCCCACCAGCCUUGGGUACUUUUCUCCCUUUGACACAGGUAAUCUCUGAAACCAGCAGGGCUAAGAGCCAGGUCUGUUUGAAAGACCUCUGUCCUGAAGAUAAGCGCCGGAUUGCAAACCUCAUCGAAGAACUAGCCAGAGUGAGUGAGGAGAAAGAAGAGUCAGUGCAGCGUCUGAAAGAUGAACAGGAAAAUUUUGAGUGCAAGAUUCUGCGGCUGGAGCAACAGAACCUGAUCAUAGUGCAGGAGAGGGAGAGCCUGCAGCAGCAGUACAGAGAGUGCCAGGAGCUGCUUGGGCUCUACCAGCAAUACCUUUCUCAGCAGCAGGUGAAACUUAAUCAGUCCAUCGCCCAGCUCAGCCAGGCACCACCCCAUAGCAAGGUGCUCAGCAGUGAGGAAGCCCCCAGCCGAACAUCUACUAGCAGAGCUAAUGGCUCAGUCUUUGAUGGCUCAUACCUCAGCCUUGCUGCUACUCGAGCACAACAGCCUCAAGUGCACAGGAGUGGUGGUGGAGGAAGAGCAGCAGUACAAACCCUUAGCAACCAUGCCUCUUUUUCCUGUGUUCGUGAAUUCACUCCAACUGAUGAGCCGAUCAAACAGCAUAGGAUUCAGAAAAGGGAGAGCAGGGAGCCACACUCAGAGUCCCAGCACAGAUGUCGGCACUGCCACUGCUGUGGUCAAGACAGUGGCUAUGGAACACAGCAACGGAAAAAUGAGAAUGGCUCCAACCUAGAGAAUGGCCAUCAUGACACCCUUAACCUGCAUGAAUGCGAAAGGCUCCACAGUGGGCAUGGUAUGGACUCAGAGGCCAAGGAAGCCCUGACCAGGCCUCUGCUGGGUCACGAGGACUGGGAGGAGAAGAGGCACCAGCUGCUGCUACAGAAGAUGCAGUUGGAGAUGGAGAGAGAGAGGCUGCAGGCACGGCUGGCUGAGCAGGAAGAGAGACUCAACAGACAGAAUCAGCAGCUACGUCAGUCGCGUCUUGAUUACAGCAGGUUUCAGCAUGCUGCUCAGUCUGAUCUCAGCAGCUCAAACAUUAGAAAUGGAGAUGCACAGCCGGAGAGUCCCACCCACAAAGAUUUACCCCCCAGUGUGUGUGAAGAUGCAGAGGUACAUCCUGCAGGACAGAGCAUGCAUGGGAAACACUCGCAAACUGUACAUCCUCCUCUGGUUAAUGAGACCUCACAGCAGUCCAGAAAGGACACGGCCACAUCUCCUGCUAAGUCUCUUCCUGCAAGCCUGAAAAAGCCCACUUCAGUGUCUGUCAUCCAGAGGAGUCCUGAGGCCAGGUUGGACUUUUCUUUGGUUCAAUUAUUGGAUAUCUUUAGUCCUGUCUCUGCACCUGAACUAAACAAGCAAUCCACUCGAAGACCCAAUACGUCACAACGUAGGCUGGGCCUCACCACCCCCAAACCACUGGGCAGAACCCUGCUUACCCCUGCUGGGUCUUACCCUCAGAGUACCCAGCAGGACAUGGAAGAAAGUCAAAUACUGGAGGAUAUUUUCUUCAUUUGCUGACAAAGAAAAUGACUUUGUUCACUUGUUUCAUCUGGACUUUUAUAAUACUUAAAAUUUUCA
Plectropomus leopardus (leopard coralgrouper) is the source of this 1905-nucleotide messenger RNA. RefSeq names its product KIAA1328 ortholog. Lineage: Eukaryota; Metazoa; Chordata; Actinopteri; Perciformes; Serranidae. The record is from RefSeq and is a predicted model, not a curated record.